CUUACGCCGUUUAUAUUGGUUGCAAUUUUAGUCUGGCUUUUCUACAUAAAAUGGAAACUAACAUAAAAUGAGCAUUCGGCUUAAAUGUGAAGUGUUUCAUAUCUGAAGUGGUGGAUUGUUUCUUACUGAUGGUAUCUGUAAGCGAUGCUCAAAUAUAAUAAAUGAAAACAUUCACUCCAAAUAGUUUUCCUGUGUAGAAAGAAAAUUUCCUCUAACAAUUAAAAUAUUUUAAAAUGUAGGAUGGAUAAUUUACAAGCGUCAAGGUGAAAAUAAAAGAAGUAGUUACUAUUUCCCGAACAUUUGACCUCGAGGUACUAACAUUAAAAAGUAUUUAGAUUGCAAAUCAAACUAUGGAUAGCCAGAAUCCAAAAGAUAAAACUUAUAAACCACCUAAUGAGAAAUCUGAGGAGAAUAUUACAGGCAACUCUAGUCAAGAUGAUAAGAAACUUUCUAAAAAUGAGCGGCAUGGACAAGAUUUAAAAAAAAAAUCUAAACCAACUCAAUUCUUUGACAUUUUAAACAAAUUUAACCGACUUGGUGCAAAAGAAGAAACUUUUCCAACAAAAGAGUCCAAUCGAAUGAAAAUUGAACCUCAAAAUACUUCAAAGAAGGUGAAAUCAUUUUCUGCUGUCUCUGAUGAAAGCUCAGAAGAAUCCACCAAAGAAAUCGCAAAUAGUUCAGAAAGAAAUAAAGAAUCAGAUGCAGACCAAAACGCUCCAAUUCUAAAAAGCACCGUAGAAAAACUACCAAAUGAAGUUGCUGAAAUUCCAAAUGCAGGUGCUACGUCUCAGUCUUCUAUUUAUACGACAAAUGAUUAUAGACAUCCGAACGCUAUAAAUUCGCCCAGCUCUGAUUCAAAUUCUAAACAAAAACCACCUCCAGCUGUACCUAAUAAACCGAAAGCCCGUGUCAAACCUAAUGUUCCUAACAAACCAAAUGUUAGUAACAUUAGUGAAUCAGUGAGCACUGAUGGUAAUGAACACAUAAGAAAAGUACAAGAUGGCAAUGGAUUUAUCUAUACGGGUCAACUUUUUUUAAAAAACACAAACCCUCCUUACAAAUUAAAUUUAGGCAAAUUGGGAGAUGAAUGCUUAUUGGUGUCAAACAAUGACAGAUUUAUUGCAAGAAUUGAAAUAAUAGCAGACAUAGAGCUGAGUCGCGAAUCUUUCGAAAACAAUAAACGAAUGUUGCUGAACAAUAUUUUUAUUACUGAGGUCUUAAAAGACGAGUUAAUGCUUAAAAAAUAUAAGGUCUAUAGCAGUUUCCUACAAAUAUUAGAAAAAAGGAGUGCAACAAUAUCGAAUAGUGUUGAAUGCGCUGAGGAUUUUCUACAACUGUUCUUAAUAACGAAAUCUUACAGAUUGGCUUUGAGUAAACCUUUAAUGUUUUUAAAGGAAAUACUUAAAAACGAAUAUAUUUCACCUGCGAUAAAGAAUUGCGCAAAGUAUUUCGAGAAAGUAGAAAAUAAACUGUACUUUCGAAAUGAAUAUUUCCCAAAGUUUAGUAGUGAUUCAAACCCACUCACAAGGAAUUUGUUUGACACCGUACGCACUAUCUGUGACCUCGGAAUUAGUAAUCACAAACAGAAUUUAAUUAAAUGCUGCCCUACAAAGAAUUCAUAUCUCCUCUGUCACAUUCUUUCUGUAGCUGACCUACCAAAUGACAAAAUACUGUUCAUAAACCGAAAAGACAUUGAGUUAUUUUCAAAUGCAGUUACCGUCGCCCACGAAGAGAGCAGUUUCUCCAAUAGAAUUAUUCCGCUGGAUUUUAUAAAAUAUUUGUGGGAAAAAUUUUAUUCCAAAGUCCAAUUGCUGAAUCACAAAUCAGUGAAAGAAGUUGUACCUUUGACCCAUCCCGUUUACUCCUUCCUUCUGAAGAACUUCCGAGAUAUUAUCACUGAAAUAGCUGCUAAAGCAGACAUACAACCACAGAAGCUUCUAAAAGAAGAAAAAGGACAUUUCAAAAUAAAAAGCUCCAUUCCAUGGACUUCGAAGUCUGCCGUCAACAGUUCCCUUGAAAACCAAUAUAAGUUAUAUUUCAAACUUUUGGAUCACUUUGAACCUGGCUCCUAUUCAAAUAAGAGAAGAUUCAAAUAUUCGUUCAUGAUGUUGGAAGGGGAUAAUAGCCUCUUGCAAUCUAUAAAAGACUUUCUCUACGGGAGAGAUGGAAGUUUUCAAACUAUACCAGAGGAUCGCCUUGUAUGGCUAUAUAUUGUAGACUGUGGUACUGCUCCUCUAUUGUGUGGUGAAUCUAGCAAUAAAUUUAAGGAACUGUCAUUAUAUGUCCUCAAAGGCUUUAUAAAGUUCAUUAAAGAAGCAAAAGAAGAUCGUUAUGAAUCGUUUCGCAUCGCUACUCUUAAUAUAAUAAAAUUCAUUAUGCAGUUAUCGCCAUAUUUUAAUGACGUCAGUUCAAUUCUGACUGAUAUCGAUCAUAAUAUACUAGACAAGCAGAUGGACUUUAUUAACAACAUUCUGAAUUCCGACGAAAAAACUGAUUUAUCUGAUUAUUUUUCCAGUUUAAUGGAUAUAUAUAACGAAUAUUGGCAAUUACGGGAAAAUAUUUUGGAAAAUCUGCCGAUUCCUUGCAGUAUAUUUAAAGAUGAUAUGGAAGCAAUUCUAAAGAAGAUAUUAAAACUUGUUGAAAUCGGUUUGACUAAGUGCUCUGAGACGAAAUUAGUCAUCAGGUUUUUUAGAUUCUAUAAUGAGUUCUUAAAACAUAUUAGAGGUAUUGAUUUUUCAUGGCUAAUAUCAAAUGCUUGUUAUGCUGAAUAUUUAAGUAAAGUUGUUGUAAGUGUAGUUAAAAACCACAUCACAUCAUAUAUUGUAAAGGAUCCUGAAAACUUCGUUCAAAUUCUGAAAAAGAAAAGCAUAGUAGUUCCUCAACAUUUUCUAAUCGAAACAGUUAAGGAACUGUUAAACAUCAUGCACGUGAUCUUCGUAAAACAACAUUGGAGUGACGAAGAUUGCUUGAAUGCAAUCGGGGAUCUAUUUCUUGCUAUCGGACAUUCUUUUACCCACUUCGAAGAUCAAGCAGAUUACACUGAUUUGGAACAUUUUCGGCGAGAUUGCACCUGGCCUUUUCACAGCGUGGUAAUGUACAGCGAUAGCUAUGAGGAGUUUAAGAAACGGUUAGAUAAUGUCGAAAACUUUUUCCUCUAUGCUCGAAAGCAAAACCAAAUUGGAAUUAAACGUGCUCUAGAAUUAUGUGAAUUGGAAGUUAUGGAGGCUAAAGAAAAAGGUUUUAACACUAGCAUCAACAGAAGUAUUUUAGAAAGUUGUUUUAAUCUAUAUUCUGAAAAACUUGGAUCUUUAGAACAAUUAGAUAUACCGGGUAUUCUUGGUGAAAUAGAAAAAGAUAUUGAGGAACAGGAAUGUUUGCCUUUAGAACAGUGGACGCCAUCUUUCAAGCAGACUGUUGUACCAAUCUUACUCGCUGAAGUAGCAGCUGUUUGGAUCAUUAUAGAAUCUAAGGAUGUUUUAAAUAUCAAGAAGAAAAUCGAGCCACAUUGCGUUCAAAUUCUGUGCAUUCUUAGACUUUUAGGCGUGGAUAAUCUGGAAAAAGGUGUACCAAAACAUUUCGCACAAGUCUUGACUGGCCAAGGCAAAUCAGUUAUUUUCGGUCUUCUCGGUGCUGUAAUUGCAUUGACUGGCAACAAAGCUAAUGUGGUGUGUUACAGCAGAUAUUUGGCACUGCGUGAUAAAAUGGCAUUCGACAAUUUUUUUGAGUUAUUCUCAAGAUUUCAAAUAAAGAAUGAGAUAAAUUACCAGACAUUUGAUAACAUAGUUUUUGAUUCUUUAAAACUUAUAGUUGAUAACACCGAAGAAAGUAUGAAUUCUGUCAUGACUGAUUUAAUUCUAAAUAAAUUACAUCCGCAAAGCAUCAGGGUGUCUGAAAGCCAUUCGACUCCCGUUCUUUUGAUUGACGAAGUUGAUGUUUUCUUUUCGGAUAAUUUUUAUGGUAUGACUUAUAACCCAUGUGUCAAUAUAGGUAUGCCAGCAUUACGAGAAAUUCAACCCAAAUUGUGGGAAAUAGUUGAAGGAGGUUUAUACGAAAAGAGCAUCGUGAAGGAAAAAGUAAGAGAUUUUAUUACUGAAAUACUGAAAGAUGAAAAGUACGCCGAAUUCAAAACAUUCAUAGCGAAUACCAAUUCUUUAUUUGAGCAACAUUUAGAAAUUAUGGUUUCAAAUGCUAUUAGUGUAUCGAAGCAAAAAAAUGAGAGUGUUUGGUUUAUUGAACGAUACAAAAUAGAUUUUUACGGACUGAUUUGCUGCAGGAACAGCCUCGGUAUAUAUAGCUCGACUACUUAUAACAAUUAUUAUAACAUAUUCAAUUACUUUAGGUUGAAAAAAGAAAAUUUUGACGAUAAAUAUUACAUAAACUAUGGUUAUUUGAAGUUAGGUUAUGGUUCACUAUCUUACGCAAACUUACCGUUGAGGUACAAUUCUAUUUUAGGAGUGAGCGGUACCUUAAUGACUUUGGACGAAUCAGAGAAAACUGCUAUGAAAAACUAUGGCAUAAAAACUAUGUCAGCGAUGCCAUCGUUUUUCGGAGAACGCAAGCUCGUCUUCAAAUCAACUGAGCAUUUCAUCGUACAAGAUUCAGAAAGCAAUUGGCAUUCGAAAAUAUUCGACCAUCUCUUGGAAAACAUUAAGCAUAAUCGCGCUGUUCUCGUCUUUUUUGAUACUGAUAUUGAAGUAAAAGCAUUUGAAGAAAAAUAUCGUGGUAAUAUCAAUCGCUUGUAUGUUUUGAUUGGGAAUGAAGAAUCGUCCGCUAUGGAAUGGCGAAUCAAUGAAGCUGGCGUUUCUCAAACAGUGACUUUGGCCACUAGAGCUAUGGGUCGAGGAAUUGAUUACAAAUCGAACGACCGCAGCGUGGAAGAGAACGGAGGUGUGCACGUUAUUCAAACAUUCUUUUCUUUGGAUGAAAAAGAAGAAACACAAAUCAAAGGAAGGACUGCUCGAAAAGACAACAAGGGCAGUUAUGAGCUGGUGUUGUGUAGAGAACACUUGAGAGAAAUCGGUUGCUCUCAAACAUCGAGUGGUGAUCCCAUAAACACUUAUGAAGAAAUCUGCAUUGCCAGAAAUGAAAAAGCUAAGACGAGAGAAGAAAAAGUUGCUGCUAACAUUAAGAAUUCGGAGGAAAAGCAUAAUUUAACAUUGAAAUUCUUUGAAUCACUCGUUCACUAUACUCCUGAAAAACGUUUAGAAGUUUUGUCUCAGUAUCCAUUUAUAGAUGAUAAGUAACACUUAUAAACAAUAGUUGUUUUCGAGUGCAUCAGUGCUUGAUAUGUAACUUGAAUAAAUGCGUGUAUCCGAUAGAAAAUAUUCACAAUAUCUCAUUAGCAGAAGUUCAUACUUUAAUAUCUGAUAGAACAGGAUUUGAAUUUAAAGUCACAUUAUAGUUGGUCACGGUUUUGUGCUGCCUUAACCUCGAUAUCCUCCUGGCCUAUUGCGGGAUGUUGCUACAGUGACUUUUCGUUUACUGGAACUUUAAUAUUUGAACUUUGGUGACGGCCUAAGGGACUAUAGGUCUGCGUAAAAUACAGUACAGAAAAUGAUUUUGAAACUUUAAACAAAUGCUUUAUUUAAGAAAACAAAAAUAGAAAUCAUAAAUUAAAAUUUAUUUCAAGAUUUCUUAUCUUUACACAAUAUUAUACAGAUAAAUCAGUUGUAAAUGCUAUCAUCUUUAGCAUUAAUAAUCAUUUGAGGCCGUAUUCACACAGAUUGAACGAAAGAAUUAGGAGCGUCGAUAGUUUCCUCAGUUCCAUAUUUUUAUCGAAUCUUCCUUUGAUUCUUUAACUGUUUUCUAUUCUGCUUUUUUAGUUAAUUUUUCCUUAUUCCCCACAAACAUUCUGAGGGAUUGAAACUAGGGGAUGAAGCAAGCUGCUUUAAAAUAUUUAUUCCACUAUCAGGGUAAAGAAUUUCUAUUGAGGGAAGGAACUUUUGCUAAUUGUUCAGAAUUCCAAUGAUAAUUUUUUUUGUGUUAAGCACGAUAUUCUACGUUUAACAGUUGUUGAGAAAAAGAAUGUUCUAGAUCUUAGUCUUCUGUUAUAUUUUUAGACGGUUUUUACAUACGAAAAAUUACGUUAUUAUUACAAAAAUACUAUUUACGUUUAAUGUCAUGCGUUCUAAGACAAAAAAACAUUUUUUUAUUAUGCUCUCUUUUAUCCUUAAAAUUUGUGCUCUGAUUAAUGAAACAAUCUGUUGAGCAAUUGAUUUGUUAUCUAUUUCUGUUUUAUAUAUACAUUCAUAGUUAUUAGGUUCAAAAAUUUCAUCACUAUAGUUGGCAACAGUUUGGAUUUUUAUAAGUUAAGAGGUGAAUCCUAAUAAUACUUUAAAUUUAUUUUUAA
Messenger RNA from Parasteatoda tepidariorum (common house spider), 6349 nucleotides. RefSeq lists its product as uncharacterized. NCBI's taxonomy places the organism in Eukaryota, Metazoa, Arthropoda, Arachnida, Araneae, Theridiidae. Gene Ontology annotation, molecular function: ATP binding. Gene Ontology annotation, cellular component: membrane. The record is from RefSeq and is a predicted model, not a curated record. Gene Ontology annotation, biological process: intracellular protein transport; protein import; protein targeting.